This is a messenger RNA of Homo sapiens (human), 9455 nucleotides long. It is a transcript of the gene FAM168B, whose product is annotated as family with sequence similarity 168 member B. The record is from RefSeq and is a predicted model, not a curated record. The coding region runs from base 4360 to 4866 and encodes 168 amino acids. NCBI's taxonomy places the organism in Eukaryota, Metazoa, Chordata, Mammalia, Primates, Hominidae. Gene Ontology annotation, cellular component: membrane; axon; perinuclear region of cytoplasm. The transcript is spliced from 6 exons.
GUCUUGUAGAAAUGAUUCAGGUUUGGGAUCGCUCUGGUGCCUUGAUGUAGGGAGUCUGGCCUUUCCAGCCUACCAUGCCAGAAGAGGGCUAGAAUAGAUGCUGAAGGAGACGGUCUCUGUGUCUGCUGGGGGUUGGGGUACCCAGAAAGAUCAGGAAUAGGAAGAAACAGUGAUUCUUAACUCCAUUGCUUGGAACCCUGCAGAUUCACUGUCUGGAGAGAAUGAGAAAAAAGAGGCUGGUGCACCCGAGACCAGCUAAAGCAGUGUUGGGGGUCCUCCCAAAGCUGCCCCUGUGGGUUUUGUGCAGUCCAGGUAGAAACCAUUGGAGAUAGUGAGGGGAGCCACGCUGCGGCUUGGGUCAGAGUGGUGACAGAGCAAGUGGGAUGUGGCUGAUGGGAUGAGGCGAUGGGAGCACGGAAGCAGCAGAGGCUGUCUAGGAGAUUGGGAGUCUUUGAUCCCCAUACCAGAGACCAGGUAUGUAGUGCAUCUUGUUGCUGGUGGCUAGUGAUGCCAUCUUAAAUACUAUCGUGUGUGUUUGCUGUUUCAUUAUAGGAUGUGUUAACUUCUUGUUAGAAACUGGGGGGCCGGGCGCGGUGGCUCGUGCCUGUAAUCCCAGCACUUUGGGAGGCCGGGGUGGGCGGAUCACGAGGUAUGUAGAUCGAGACCAUCCUGGCUAACAUGGUGAAACCCUGUCUCUACUAAAAAUACAAAAAAUUAGCCGGGCACGGGCCCCUGUAGUCCUAGCCACUCAGGAGGCUGAGGUAGGAGAAUGGCGUGAACCCAGGAGGCGGAGCUUGCAGUAAGCCGAGAUCACGCCACUGCAUUCCAGCCUGGGCGACAGAGCAAGACUCCGUCUCAAAAAAAAAAAAAGAAAGAAAGUGGGGAUGGGAAGGACUAAGCAAAGAAGACAGUAGUUUUUCAGGGACCGUUAAACACAAUCUUCAGCAAACAAAUCCAGAGCAGCCCUCUUCCCAUGAGAAUAUAUUGGUAGAGUUUUAGGGAGAGAUGAGGAAUUUGGAAUUUCUGGAAAUUAUUGCAGAGGCCUACAGGAUAUGAUCUAGGUCAGUGGUAGUUGAAACUUUUUUUUUUUUUUUAAAAGAAGGAAACCAUUGGAAAAAAAAAUCUUGCUGGUUCCCUGGUCUCUGAGGGCAGUUCCAGACCUUUCUUGGUCUUCCUGUGCUCACAAUUGGGCUUCUGAGGAGUCUCUCAGCAUCCCCAGAACUGCUGUCCUGGUCUUUCCAGUGGCCAUUGUGGGUCUCUUUGAAGUUGAAUCUGCCCUUGACGUCCACCACACUCUGUUCUCUGACUAAUUAGAGAGGGCAAACGGGAGGGUGAGAGUCCAGGAGGGAAACCCGGAAUGGCUUCUGCUGAGGUAGAGGGGGAUCAGUUUGAAGUGAGGAAAGCAACUUUGAAGCAAGGAUAAAGAUGAGAACUGGGCACUUGGAGGGAUUCUGGGGCUAGGGCUUGGUGACACUGAUGCCUCCUGUUCCCACAGAAACCUGCAAGAUGGCUUAGGGAUGCAGGGCAAUAGAGCAAGGGAUCCAGGCUGAGGGGGCCGAAGGGAGGCACGUGAGGAGCUGUAUUCAGAACUUUCUGUCCCACCUACAAAGAUUUUCCUUUUGGCAUUCCACUCAGAUCCCCCCUGUUUUUACCUCAACCUUAGGGCUUCCUUGCUUUGGUUACUGUUAGCACCAUGAUUUGUUCCUAAGGGAUCGUAACACCUUAAAAAUCCCAGUCCAAGUGCUGUAAGAGACACCUUUCUCCAGGCCUCCUCAACACAGUUUCUUUUGAAGACUGCUCUUCUCUUUCAACUUUAUUUACAGGUGAAGGAAGUGUGCAGUAGAGAAGUUACAGCUUCUCACAGCUAGUGGGAACAGUAAUCAAGGCUAGGAAACCUGAGUCAUCUUGUUGGCUGUGUGCCCCAAAUAGAAAGAACGCUUUCUGGCCAGGUGCAGUGGCUCACACCUGUAAUCCCAGCACUUUGGGAGGCCGAGGAGGGCGGAUUAUGAGGUCAGGAGAUGGAGACCAUCCUGGCCAACAUGGUGAAACCCCGUCUCUACUAAAAAUACAAACAUUAGCUGGACAUGGUGGCGUGUGCCCGAAAUCCCAGCUACUUGGGAGGAUGAGGCAGGAGAAUCGCUUGAACCAGGGAGGUAGAGGUUGCAGUGAGCCGAGAUCACGCCAUUGCACUCCAGCCUGGCAACAGAGCGAGACUCUGUCUCAAAAAAAAAGAGAGAAUACUUUCUAAUACCUCAGCUGUCACAAGUGAUGCCUCCUGUACUGUGAGCCAGAGGGGUCAGCCCAAAGGGAAGGGAGGCCUUAUCGAAAAGGGCAGAUGCCUGAGGCCCCCUCUGUUGGUUGCACCUUGGGGCCAGGAUUCUGACUGUAGCACUCAAUGUCUUAUUUGAUGUUUCUGUUUCGUUCAUAUUAUGAAUUACUAGGUCAUGGUUUAGUCUUAAUAAGAUUCCUCAUUUGUAUUAAUAAAGGUCAGCUUAUUUGCACGUGGACUGUAGUUGGAUUUUUCCCAUUUCUGUGUGUAUGCAUUCCCAGUUAGAGCUCCUUCUGUAAGAAGACUGAAGCUUAAGUAAGACACAGCCUGGGUUUAUGACUGGUGUCUUAAUUUGUUUUCUGCUGCUUUAGCAGAAUAUCAAGCUGGAUAAUGAACAGAAAUUUAUUAGGCUCUUGGUUCUGGAGGUUAGGGAAGUCCAAGAGCAUGGCGAUGGCAUCUCGUGAGGGCUUUUGGGCUCUAUCCUCUUGUGAUGGAUGGUGGAAGGGCAGCGAGUGCGUCAGAGAGAAAGGGGGCUGAACUUGUCCUUUUUAUCAGGAACCCACUUUCAUAAUAAAGCCGUCACCUAUUAAAUGUCCCACCUCUCAGUGCUGUUAAAAUGACAAAUUUUAACGUGAGCUUUGGAGAGGACAUAUGAAAACAUAUUAGCUGGUCAUGCUGGAGAAGUUGGGGAUCAGAACAUCAAAAUAUGGCAAGGCGUGGUAACUCAUGCCGGUAAUACCCGCACUUUGGGAGGCCGAGGCAGGUGGAUCACCUGAGGUCAGGAGUUCGAGACCAGCCUGGCCAGCAUGGCAAAACCCCAUCUCUACUAAAAAUACAAAAAUUAGCUGGGCGUGGUGGUGCACGCCUGUAGUCCCAGCUACUAGGGAGACUGAGGCAGGAGAAAUGCUUGAACCCAGGAGGCGGAGGUUGCAGUGAGCCGAGAUCUCACCACUGCACUCCAGCGUAGGCAACAGAGCAAGACUCUGUCUUAGAAAAAAAAAAGAACAUCAGAAUGUGAAAAAACCUGAAAUGAAUUUAGAAGUUUAAAACAGUUUCUUACAACAAAAAAUAAUAGCUUUUAAGUCAAAAUAUGUAAUGUAGGAAAUGUCGGAAUUCAGUGAAAAUGAGUGACCUUUACAUAGGCUUAGCUGUUCACUGGUAGCAGCAAAAAUAGGCCCUUGAGUCCAAGCUAGACUUGAAUUCUGAUUCUUCCAGACUUUGUGCAGUGAAGUCAGAUGAGGGUAACAGGACCUAGCGUGUGAUACCCUUAGCACUCUUACUACUCUUGCUAAGUAAUUAUGUGAUUAGAGUUUGGAAUGAAACUUCCAGAAAUGUUAUAAUUGAGGCUUGGCGCGGUGGCUUAUGCCUGUAAUCCCAGCACUUCGGGAGGCUGAGGUGGGUGGAUCAUGAGGUCAGGAGUUCGAGACCAGCCUGGUCACCAUGGUGAAACCUUGUCUCUACUAAAAAUACAAAAAUUAGCUGGGCGUGGUGGUAGAUGCCUGUAAUCCCAGCUACUCGGAAGGCUGAGGCAGGAGAAUCGCUUGAAACGGAGGUUGCAGUGAGCCGAGGUCGCGCCACUGCACUCUAGCCUGGGCAACAAGAGUGAAACUCUGUCCCCCUCCAAAAAAUAAAUAAAAAUAAAAUAUAUAAUUGUUACCUAUCAAAAUUCUGAGGGAAAGCCAGGCGUGGUGGCUCACACCUAUAAUCCCAGCACUUUGGGAGGCCGAGGCGGGUGGAUCAACUGAAAUCAGGAGUUCAAGACCAGCCUGGCUAACGUGAUGAAACCCCGUCUCUACUAAAAAUAGAAAAAUUAGCCAGGUGUGGUGACACACACCUGUAAUCCCAGCUCUUCGGAAGGCUGAGGCAGGAGAAUCGCUUGAACCUGGGAGGCAGAGGUUGCAGUGAGCCAAGAUCAUGCCAUUGCACUCCAGCCUGGGCGAUGAAAGUGAAACUCUGUCUCAAAAGACGACAACGAUAAAAAAAACAAAGUUCUGCGGGAAGAAGACAACUAGAGACAUGCUGUUGGCCACACAUAGUGCUCUUGGGGCUGCUUAAGUCUGUGGAGUUCUGGGGAAGAAGCUGGUUUUCCCAUGGGCUAUGCAGCAGCAGCUCCUGCCUAUUCUCCUAACAUGUAUCCUGGAGCGAAUCCUACCUUCCAAACAGGUUACACUCCUGGCACACCUUACAAAGUGUCCUGUUCCCCCACCAGCGGGGCUGUGCCACCGUACUCCUCCUCCCCGAACCCCUACCAGACUGCCGUGUACCCUGUGCGAAGUGCCUACCCCCAGCAGAGCCCGUAUGCACAGCAAGGCACGUACUACACACAGCCGCUGUAUGCAGCACCUCCUCACGUCAUCCACCACACCACGGUGGUGCAGCCCAACGGCAUGCCUGCAACGGUGUACCCUGCUCCCAUCCCCCCUCCUAGAGGCAACGGGGUCACCAUGGGCAUGGUGGCUGGGACCACCAUGGCCAUGUCAGCAGGUACCCUGCUGACUGCUCACUCCCCAACUCCUGUCGCCCCCCACCCGGUCACUGUGCCCACGUACCGGGCCCCAGGAACGCCCACUUACAGCUAUGUGCCCCCUCAGUGGUGAUCACCUGCAAAUGUUUGAGGACGGAGCUGUGCAGUCACAUUAUUGGGGAUUCCACAGCUGGUGCUGCAGGCCUUGCGCCUCCAACCAGGACUUUCUUCUUAAUGCUCUCGACACUUAGCUAAACACGACUAUAUCCCGGCCCAGCAGGCCCCAGCGCCGUUAGUCUCCAGCUGACUCUGUGGGUUGGUCUUAAAGCAAAUUCUGUUUUGUGGACUGCCUGGCAAUUUUUUAGCUAACUGUAAUGAUAAAAAGGGAGUAUUAAUCUAUUCUGAAUCAUAUCUAGUUGAAUGCAUGUUUAAAAAAACAAACACAAAAAGCUUGCUCAAUCUACCUGCAGUGACUGAUGCAAAACCAUCAUAUGCAAAAUCCAAAGGAAUGGAAACGUAUUUUACAACUUGUAUCACUAAUGCACUGUUGUAAUGUAUGCAAAGUCUUACAGUUAUAAGUGUUAAAGUGAAUUUCUUCAUAGAGCAUCUGAAAUAUCUUAGAUGAUUCUUCAACCUUUUGGGGUUGAUGUGGGUUGCCAGUUAGGGAUGUGGACAUUUUAGUUUUCAGCGACCUGUUUCUUUGGCACUGACUGUCCUGGGAGGGAGUUGCGAGGUUUGGGAGAGAGUAGGGAAGCCACAGCUGCUUGGGUGCAGCUGGUUCAUGGACAUCCCUUUGAGUUUAGGCUUGGUGGAGUCAGUGGAACAGGGACAUGCUUAAAGCUCAUCAUGAAAGAUUAUGGUAGUGUGGCCAGUGAAAUUUGGGGCGAGGGGGGUGGUUUAUGUGUCAGCAAAGCAGUUUCUCUGCUAUCUAAAUUUUCAUUACAGUUCUCUUAGAGAGAUGAUGUUUUUAUAUGUCUUUAUUGGAAAAGUCCUAUGUAAAACUAAAUUAUUUUCCUGGGAUGGAAGAAAUGUGAAAGAGAAACAGCCAUGCUUGCAGGAGGUAUUGUCCUCUGCUUUAUUUAGCUUAGAAAAUCAUUCCUUUUUUUUUUUUUUUCCUGGAGAAAUGUUUGAAUCAGCUGAAAACAGGUAGGCAUUGCUGUUUUUCCCCAACAAAGAAGGGCAAAGGUUUCAGCUGUAUGUUAUGAAGAAAGUGGUAUAUUUAAGAAUGAGUUAAAAGGGAACAAAACUUUAUUUAAAAUUCCUCCAAUUUCUUGUAGAAAGGCAGGGCCGUGGAUAUGUCUGGAAAUGUAGAAACCUGUAGCUGCUUCUGGGAUCACCCACCUGAUGGUGGUGACUUGUCUGCUGAGGCCGGCUGGAGGGGACGCUUAGAGAUGGGGCGAGGGGGAGGCCAGUGUCUGUUGUCUGCGAGCCUCUCCUGCCAUCUCUUUUGCAGCUGAGGGCACUUGGCACAAAGCAAGCACAGACAGCAGAGAGGGCCAGGCAGUGCUGGAGUGCGUUUGCUGGCAGGGUUUAUUGUGGGAGAGGAAUUUGAGUUUAGGAUCUGAAUCUUGUACAUAAGAAAUGAAAAGGCUUCCCUCCACCCCGCCCCCAAAAUAUGCCCGUCCUGUAUCCAUGAGAGUGCAUGUCGGUUCUCAGUGAGGGUCAGAGUGGGGGUGGGGGAUGUAAGGCCUGGGUCCCUUUCAGCGGCCUCUAGGGCAGGAGCGUGCGUCUUCUUCCCAGUGCAGUGGUGGUUUGAGUGCUGUGGGCUCUGGUGGGGAGGGGGCUCUGCUCCUCUUCAUUUGCUGGUAGCUGGGUCAGGGCACUGGCGCCCAGUGAGGAUGCCCACUAGCAUUCUGCCCCAGUUGGUUGGUGGGGGGACACCUGACCACUGAGCCUUUGGUAACCUUAUUUUUUAUAGUAAGUACUUCUUAUAAUUUUCUUUUUCACAUCUUAUUUUAUAAGAAGUUUAGGAAUAUUUUUGCAUGGAUCAUUGUAAACAGCAGAUUCUUUAUUCCUGAUGUCUAUUAACAUAGAAUGUUUACUGAUAAGUACUUUAAAUUGCUUCAUGAGCACUUAAUCCAUCUUAGUGUCUAUGUGUGGGGGCAGACAUUUACCGCAGGCACACAGUUUGUGCCCCUUUCUUCAAGUCUCUGUUGGUAAUUCCAUCUGUUUAGUGGAUGGUUGGCAGGAUUAGUAGGUUCUAACGGUUCCAGGGGUUCAGCUGACCAAGUAGCAGAGAAGUCUUUUUUCCCAAUUGAGUGCUAAUAGAUUAGGAUAAAAUACUCACAAUGUUAGUGUAUGCUUUUAAAAAGCCCCACACAACAAAAUGGAAACAUACAUGUACAACUCCUGUGAGGGCUGGAGUCUUGGGGUUCAGGAGGAGGUUAGAAGUUACAGGCAUCUCUUCAGGCUUGCUUGGUACUUGGCACACACAGGAUGGUGUUUUAAAGAGUGGGCUGCACCCCCCACACGCCAUUUACAUCAGCUUCAUAAACACUUUUCUUCCUCCCUGUAACUUAACCUUUUUUCCCUUUUAUGAAGUUGAGAGGCUUUAUGAAAUAAGUUUGCAUUGCACAUCCGUGCAGAAAUCUUUCUGACUUUGAAAUUUUUAGGACGUCAGCUGUCAGAUACGAAAGGUAGAUAUCAGGUAAGAAUCUGGACUUAGGAAAUAGUCACAAAACUGUCAUAGGUUGUAAUUUUAUCAACAUUCGCUUCUAGUAAAAUUAAAGUCAAUUAAGAAAUAGAACUUGGGUCAAAAUUCUGUUACAAAGCUUCAUAAUUUGUCCCGAAGCAUAUGGUGGAGCAUUCUGAGAAAUUUGCUUUUUGUGUGUUUGACAUUCCUAAUUUGGGAGUCCUUCAGCUGAAUUACUAUUCUUUUAGAAGUUGAGACAGCAGGUAAGCAAAGGACCUAGUUCAUGUAAACAUGGACAUCAUGAUGGCUAUUUAAAAAAUAUUUGUUCUACACCUUCUCCCCUGAGGCUUGGGGAGUGUGUUCAGCCGCUGCAGUUUCUCUGCUCAUGGAGGUCUUGUUUGGAUCUGUGCUGGCGGCUGAGCAUUUAGUGUGAGCCAGUGACCCAUGAACUUGCCGCUCUGUGAGGGCCAGAGUCAGGGCCAGUCAUGGUAAUGGGCCUGAAGGCACUUCCAGAACCUUUUAUGUCUCUCGUGAGCCAUCUGUUAAGAACGUUCUUCUUGGUGUGGUUUGUAGGCCUACCUGUCGCUAUUCUGGGAAACCUUCUUGAGUGCUAUGCAAAUGUGUUCACAGGCAAUGGGGGUGGUCCUGAGCCUUGGGGUGGGCACCUGGUCAGUGAGUGUCUUGCCCUUCCCCAGCUGGGCAUACAGUACCUUGCUCUUUCUGGUGGCAUCAUCUGGCUGUGAUGAAUGAGGUCUAGGAAAUAAUUUGCAUGUGUCUUGGGGGACACAACAGUAACGAGAGGAAAUACAUUAUUACAGCAACUUGCGACGUACUAAUACCUGUCAGUGUUGGCCCCCGUAAGGUAUGUAAGGCACCUGUGAGUGCCAGUGAGUGCUGGUGAAAGGCCAACAUGUACUAGUUAUGUAAGUAUUGGUGUCUGCUUUAAAAAAGGAGACCCAGACUUCACCUGUCCUUUUUAAACAUUUGAGAACAGUGUUACUCUGAGCAGUUGGGCCACCUUCACCUUAUCCGACAGCUGACUGUUGGAUGUGUCCAUUGUCGCCAGUUUGGCUGUUGCCCGGACAGGACAGGACCUCCAUUGGGCGCAGCAGCAGGUGGCAGGGGUGUGGCUUGAGGUGGGUGGCAGCGUCUGGUCCUCCUCUCUGGUGCUUUCUGAGAGGGUCUCUAAAGCAGAGUGUGGUUGGCCUGGGGGAAGGCAGAGCACGUAUUUCUCCCCUCUAGUACCUCUGCAUUUGUGAGUGUUCCCUCUGGCUUUCUGAAGGGCAGCAGACUCUUGAGUAUACUGCAGAGGACAUGCUUUAUCAGUAGGUCCUGAGGGCUCCAGGGGCUCAACUGACCAAGUAACACAGAAGUUGGGGUAUGUGGCCUAUUUGGGUCGGAAACUGCAUGUUUCAGAAAGUUUGUCUCUUUUUCCUACUCAUUAUUUGAAGAAGAGAGAGCCUGUGGGGAUAGCCUUAUCUUGGUCCACAGGACUGAAGUGAAGUCACUUGGGAAGGGGAGACAGAGGAUGAGCGGCGUCUGUGUAGGGACCCCCCCCCGGGCCUGCAGAAGGGUGGUGUGCUCCCAGGACUGGCAUGACAGGUGUCUCCUCCUCACCACAGGCUGUGCCCAUGAGUCCCUGUGCAGACCAGUGGGCAAGGCAGCUGGGCCAGAUCUCAGGCCAGCCGUUUGUGCUCCUAGCAGGGUUGCUGUGCUGGCCACACGGAGAGGCCCUAGAGAGCCUCAUGGAUUGUAACUAAAGAAGAAACGGUUCCUUUUUGUUUUUUUAAAAAUGAUUUUUAAAUACCGUUUUUUACACCGUUCUCUCGGUACUUUUUUUAAGCUAAGUCAGCAUUGUCUUCCAGUGUUAAAGGCAUCCCUCACCUCUGCAUUGAACUUACGUAUCCAUGCCAAGGAAUGGAAUUUCCAUCCUGAGCCAGUUCAGUUAGGUGUCAAUUGAUACUAUUUUAAUUUUUUAUGCAAUCUGAUGAGAUGAGCUCAGAUUUAAAAAUCUCAAAAGCACGUUUAUUGUAACAAGAAUUGUUAUGUAUUAAUACUGCAGUUUUCAAUAAAGAUUGACUUGUGUUGCA